Messenger RNA from Prunus avium (sweet cherry), 1817 nucleotides. NCBI's taxonomy places the organism in Eukaryota, Viridiplantae, Streptophyta, Magnoliopsida, Rosales, Rosaceae. The record is from RefSeq and is a predicted model, not a curated record.
CACAAUGAAUGGAAAAAGUUUAUUUUUGUUGGGAAAAAAAGGGGGAUAUAAUUGUAAAGUGGAACCUAUUUGUAAGUGAGUCUCAAACUCAUAGUGGUACAAAUGCGGUAUGCAUAGUUUUAUCCAACUAUAAUUCCAUGUAUAUUUACAUAUGCAGGUGUUUUCAUGGGUCCCGGACUAUUGUUGCUACUCGUGGGUGCAUGGUAUGCAUACAAAGUCAUAAAAAAACGGAAAAACAUUAAACGCAAGGAAAAGUUUUUCAAACGAAACGGUGGUUUAUUGUUACAACAACAAUUAUCAUCAGGUGAAGUCAAUGUUGAGAAAAUCAAGUUGUUCAAAUCAGAGGAGUUGGAGAAGUCCACUGACAACUUCAACAUUGAUAGAAUUCUUGGCCAAGGAGGCCAAGGUACCGUCUACAAAGGAAUGUUCGCAGAUGGAAGAAUCAUUGCGGUAAAGAAGUCUAAGAUAUUGAAUGAAGGCCAACUUUCAGAAUUCAUCAAUGAGGUUGUGAUUCUUUCACAAAUAAAUCACAGAAAUGUGGUUCAAUUAUUAGGUUGUUGUUUAGAGACUGAAGUUCCACUCUUGGUUUACGAAUUCAUACCGAAUGGAACCCUUUCCCACUAUAUUCAUGAGCAGAAUGAAGACUUUCCACUUACAUGGAAAAUACGGUUACGAAUUGCCACAGAAAUUGCAGGAGCUCUAUCUUACUUGCAUGGUGCAGCUUCCUUUCCUAUUUAUCAUAGAGACAUCAAGUCUACCAACAUACUCUUAGAUGAUAAAUACAGAGCAAAAGUUGCUGACUUUGGCACUUCAAGAUCAAUUGUGAUCGGCCAGACUCACUUGACCACAGCUGUACAUGGUACAUUUGGUUACUUGGACCCGGAAUACUUUCAAUCAAGCCAAUUUACAGAGAAAAGUGACGUCUAUAGUUUCGGAGUUGUCCUUGUUGAGCUCUUGACUGGUCUACAACCAGUUUCUGCAGUAACAGGGUCAGAAGGAAAUGAAUACAAAGGUCUUGCCACUUAUUUCAUUACUUCGAUGCAAGAAGAUCGUCUAUUUGGCAUUCUUGAUGCUGGGGUUGUGAUGGAGGGCUCCCAAACAGAUAUCAUAACUUUUGCUAACCUUGCAAUGAGAUGCUUGAAUAUGAAUGGAAGGAAUCGCCCCACAAUGAGAGAGGUCGCAACGGAGUUGGAGGCCAUUCAAAUGUUGAUUGAAAACACUUGUAAUGUUCCACAGAAUUACAACGGGUUUGAAUCUGCUCUAAGUGACAUAAAUGAGCACUGGGAUGCUGUUUCAAGUUCAACAGAGUCAGCCUCGAAUGUUAGUCCCAGUUCACCAUUAGACGAGUUUCCACUAUCAUCUUCUGUGACAUGGUAAACAAGUUAAUUAAAAACACUUCUUGUAAUCCAUGUUUAAUUUGAUGCUGUACAACAUUAUAUGUUGUUUGGGAUUAUGAUAUGUUCUGUAAGGUAGGCAUGCUACUAUCAGUAAUAAUGAGCAAGCAUACUACUAUCAAUAAUCUGAAUAAUGAGAGUAAAUUAGUGGAAAGGACAGAGUAUUUGUUGAUUACAACCAUGUAUUCCUUGUUGAGCAAAAUGAUUUCUGGGUAAUUUAUGAAACUUCAGUCCUAUGCAGGGAGGGAGACAGAGGAAUUUGUAUGAAGAGACCCUCUGUUGUGUUUCUUAUGGAGACCAAGUUAAAACACAACAGGGAACUGUGUUUAUGUAUUGCCACAGAAAUUGUAGGAGCUCUUUCCUCUCCUGUUUUUUACAAAGACAUUAACUCAACAAACAUACUUUUAGAUAAAAACUACAUUU